Molecule: messenger RNA, 2599 nt
Organism: Drosophila virilis
Lineage: Eukaryota; Metazoa; Arthropoda; Insecta; Diptera; Drosophilidae
Gene: YME1L
Product: ATP-dependent zinc metalloprotease YME1L
Biological process (GO): mitochondrion organization; protein quality control for misfolded or incompletely synthesized proteins
Cellular component (GO): mitochondrial inner membrane
Molecular function (GO): metalloendopeptidase activity; ATP binding; ATP-dependent peptidase activity
Source: RefSeq, a predicted model, not a curated record
GAAGCAACACGCAGAAAAAGUACUUAUUGUCAAACUGUUUGGAGGAAAUAAAAAUUCGAAAUUGCAGUAUUUUAAAUAUUAGACUGGGCGGGUUUACACAGAACGAGGGCUGCAAACAAAACAAACAGGGAUGCAAGUCGGACGCAACAAGAUUAUGACAUUUUCGCUUGUCAAAAAUUUUUGUCGUCCGCUCGCCCGAUCUAAGCCUGUUAUUGUAAUUAAUAAAAAUUUUUGUAUAUUCUGAGAAUGUUUUCUGCCAACACACACUCUGUGCCCUACCUUUAUCUGGGUAAUUUUAGUAGAAAACCGCACUAUUACACCGUUAAGCGAACCAAACUGCAGACAAAUGGCAGUGUUCCGCGUUUCUUUGCCGACAAAUCAAAGUCCUCCAGCUCCAGCAGCAGCAGUAGCAUCAACAGUAAUACGCCGGCGCAGGGUAAACGCCACGACCUCGUGCUGGAUUUCAAGAAUCUGCUCAUCAAGUCGGGCGCCAGCUUGCAGAGCAUUGUGGAGAAGGCAGCUCGACUGAAUGGAAUCUUGGACAGGGAGCUCGUAAAUGAUGCACUCAUCAAGGUGACAAGCAUGCUGCCCUCAAUGCGCAACAUCCAUGUCACACUGGAGGAACCAGCAACACACAGUGCUCGUGGCAAGCAACAAAAUUACAAGUUUGAAGUCUCACUGAACUCCCCGCAAAAUAUUGGAAGCAUAUAUCCAACUGUCAUGAGAGGCCUGCUGAACCCGCUUUUAACGACCCAUCAGCUUAGACAGCUGCGGGACUUCAAGACAGACCGUUCCAUAGAGGCGGAACAGAAACGCAAUCCCACAAUGACAACCAGACUGAAGUCUGCACUCCAAGGAGCCCCACAUAGACCAGAUGGGGAGCUUAACAUUCAGGCCGAGAAGCUUAAAAAACUACUCAGCAAAUCUGGCGAGCAGGGAAACGCUCAAAGUGCGGAAAACUUAAAAAUUGCCUUUGCCGAGGGCUAUUUGGCUGCAUCGAAUGCGGAAGAUUCGCAGAAAUCUGGAAAAACAAUGAAGUAUCUGAAGAUUUUCCAGACACUCAUUGUUAUCGUCGUUUUCAUUGGAAUCUUCAUGAGCUUCUUUACCUCUUCGAAUGGAUCCGUUUUCCGCAGCAUACAACUGGGCAGUCAGGUUGAAGUCGAUCCGGAGGAGAUACACGUUACAUUCGAUGAUGUUAAGGGCUGUGAUGAGGCCAAGCAGGAGCUCAAAGAGGUGGUUGAGUUUCUCAAGAAUCCCGACAAAUUUUCGAAUUUGGGUGGUAAGCUGCCAAAGGGUGUGCUCCUCGUUGGCCCGCCUGGCACCGGAAAAACCUUGCUGGCCCGCGCUGUUGCUGGCGAGGCAAGCGUUCCAUUCUUCCAUGCCGCUGGCCCUGAGUUCGAUGAAGUCCUGGUGGGCCAGGGAGCCAGACGUGUCAGAGAUCUGUUUAAGGCAGCCAAGGCACGUGCUCCCUGUGUCAUAUUCAUUGACGAGAUCGAUUCGGUUGGCGCCAAACGUACAAACUCUGUACUCCAUCCAUAUGCUAAUCAGACCAUAAAUCAAUUGCUUUCCGAAAUGGAUGGCUUCCAUCAGAAUGCCGGUGUCAUAGUGCUUGGUGCAACGAAUCGUCGCGAUGAUUUGGAUCAAGCAUUACUUCGUCCUGGUCGCUUUGAUGUUGAGGUUGUGGUGUCUACUCCCGAUUUUACUGGUCGUAAGGAAAUUCUGUCGUUGUAUUUGGAAAAGAUUCUACAUGAUGACGUGGACUUAGAUAUGUUAGCACGUGGCACUUCGGGCUUUACUGGCGCGGAUUUGGAGAAUAUGAUUAACCAAGCUGCUCUGAGAGCUGCCAUCGACGGAGCGGAGACUGUGAAUAUGAAACAUUUGGAAACGGCACGUGACAAAGUACUUAUGGGUCCGGAGCGUAAGGCGCGUCUGCCCGACGAAGAGGCAAAUACAAUAACAGCAUACCAUGAGGGAGGCCAUGCGAUUGUGGCCUUCUACACAAAGGAAUCGCAUCCUUUGCAUAAGGUUACAAUAAUGCCGCGUGGACCCUCACUGGGACACACAGCCUACAUACCAGAGAAAGAGCGCUACCAUGUCACAAAGGCCCAACUGCUGGCAAUGAUAGACACAAUGAUGGGCGGUCGUGCCGCCGAGGAGAUCAUCUUUGGCACCGAGAAAAUCACGUCUGGCGCAAGCAGCGAUCUGAAGCAGGCCACGUCAAUUGCCACGCAUAUGGUUAAGGAUUGGGGCAUGUCGGAGAAGGUCGGUCUCCGAACAAUUGAAUCAGCAAAGGGCCUGGGGUCCGGUGAAACUUUGGGACCAAACACUGUGGAAGCCGUGGAUGCCGAGAUCAAGCGAAUUCUGAGUGACAGUUAUGAGCGUGCGAAGGCCAUUCUCAAGAAGCACACAAAGGAACACAAGGCGCUGGCAGAGGCACUGCUAAAAUACGAGACUCUGGAUGCUGAUGAUAUCAAGGCAAUAUUAAAUGAUAACCAGUAGUAUUUGUUUUCUGAUUGGCUUCAGUUUAACGUGCACUGCAUAUAAGUACAUAUAAUUACAUAUAUUUUAGUUACAAUAUAAACGUAAACACUCUGAAAAA